Rhagoletis pomonella (apple maggot) is the source of this 702-nucleotide messenger RNA. RefSeq names its product peptidyl-prolyl cis-trans isomerase-like 1 (gene Cypl). Lineage: Eukaryota; Metazoa; Arthropoda; Insecta; Diptera; Tephritidae. Bases 83 to 619 code for a protein of 178 amino acids. Gene Ontology annotation, cellular component: catalytic step 2 spliceosome. Gene Ontology annotation, molecular function: peptidyl-prolyl cis-trans isomerase activity. The record is from RefSeq and is a predicted model, not a curated record. Gene Ontology annotation, biological process: protein folding; protein peptidyl-prolyl isomerization. The transcript has 2 exons.
GACAGCUAUUUGUUUUGAUUUCAUCUUCUUUUGCAACAAUUUAGAGGAGCUUUAUUUUAAAGCUAAUUUCAAAGUAAACAAAAUGAUAGCCACCACAAGUAAUGCUGCUGCAUCUGCUUCAGGAAUACCAGAUAAGGCAUGGCAGCCACACUUUGUAACGCUUGAAACGACCAUGGGCGAAAUUACUGUCGAGCUUUAUUGGAAACAUGCGCCCAACACUUGUCGGAAUUUCGCAGAGCUAUCGCGCCGUGGUUACUAUAACAACGUGGUUUUCCAUCGGAUCAUUCGCGACUUCAUGAUUCAAGGUGGAGACCCAACCGGUACAGGUCGUGGCGGUACUUCAAUUUAUGGCAGUGAAUUCCCCGACGAAAUUCACCCAGAUCUCAAACAUACCGGCGCAGGCAUUUUAUCAAUGGCUAACUCUGGUCCAGACACCAAUGGUUCACAAUUCUUCAUAACACUAGCACCCACACAGUGGUUGGACGGAAAACAUACGAUUUUUGGACGGGUUUAUUCGGGAAUGCAGGUGGUGAAGCGCAUUGGCCUGGCUGAGACAGAUAAAAAUGAUAGACCUGUAGAUAGCGUGCGCAUAGUAAAAGCAAAAGUAGAAAAGUACUGAGUGUCCAUGCAACAUCCUUUAUUCUAGGCGUAAAACAAUAAUUAUAAUAAAUAGCAAAAUUAUUUUGCUUGAUUUUAAUACUA